Molecule: messenger RNA, 363 nt
Organism: Magnolia sinica
Lineage: Eukaryota; Viridiplantae; Streptophyta; Magnoliopsida; Magnoliales; Magnoliaceae
Exons: 2
Coding region: 1-363 (120 amino acids)
Source: RefSeq, a predicted model, not a curated record
AUGAACGUGAAAGAUGUUCUUUUGCAGACUGAAGUAAUCCUGACCUUAGAACCCACUAGUGAAGAACUGGAGACAGAGGCCGUUCGUUUGGUUCGUUAUAGAUUUCAUGGCAUUAAAGAUGGAAAAGAUGAAGUUAUGGAAGAGGGAGAGGGAGCGGGAUAUGAAUUGGCAGAAGAGUUGAGGGAGGAUAGGGAAGAGCUGAAGAAGGAGAGGGAAUUGCUGGAGAAAGAUAGGGAAGAGUUUAGUCAAACAUUCCUCGCACUAAAAGAGAGGGAAGAAUUGAUGAAGAAGGAGAGAGAACUACCACUCAAGGAGAGGGAACUCAUGCUAAAGGAGAAGGAAGCCUUGAGGUUAGAGAGGUAA